UAAAAUCAUGCAAAUUUAGUCGGACGAAUCAUCCAAACUGAAUUGUACGUCAGUGAAAGCAGUCCAGUCUCCAUAGAACACAUUUCCUCCCGAGAUGAUAGUAGUCCUGAAUUCGUCGAUAAAAUCUCGUCUGAGAGUAGUCCUGAAAUGUUUGUAGACGAAAUCCCGUUACAUAGAGAAUUCGCGUUUGAAGGUCUUGAAAUCGACUGGGUUCAUAUUAUUGAAUCAGGAAGCUCAUCAGUUUCCUUCGCGUCAUCAAAUACAGUAACAAUACCUACAAGUUUCAUUUCUACAAAUCCUGUAAACAAUACUGUAAAAGCUGACACCAUGUGCCCGUUUAAUGUUAUAAAUUCUCAAAAUAGUGACGAAGAAAUCCCCAAAAAUUUUGUAUCAAAUCUUGACAAGGAUCAUGUUCGGUUCCGUAAAGAUGAGUUGAUUGUGAAAUCCGCGAAUAAUGUGACCGGAUCACCAGUUCUAGAACAGACUGCAAGUGCAGGGUCCAAAAUGAAUUUUGUUAAUCUAAUUCCAGAAUGUGAUAUUUUAAACCAAAGUAAUUAUAAUCUCGUGAACAAAAACGAACAGUCUCCUGUUCAUGUUCAUACUAAAGUAGAAUGUCCGGACAAAACUUUGAAAUAUGAACAUCAAGAUUGUGUAAGAACUAGGAGUUUAAAGGGAGAAAUUGAAAAGAAACCAGGGAAGCUAUCAGGAAACGAACGAGGAAAAACAACGGAAUUUUUAAAUCAACAAUCAACAUCAAACUGGACCGGUGGAGACUACCAUAGUUUGGACCGUUCAGAAAUAGAAGUUAAAAUACUGCAAGCUCUUCACGCAGAAGAAGAUAUUAGUGCACAGAUGCGUGUACUUAAUAACCUUAUUCUUCUUGAUCAGAAAGACAGGAAAUCAUUCAAAUUAAUGUUGAUUAUCUUACUAAGUCAAUAUUUAGGCCCAUAAAUCUGUGGAACAG
Molecule: messenger RNA, 964 nt
Organism: Eurytemora carolleeae
Lineage: Eukaryota; Metazoa; Arthropoda; Copepoda; Calanoida; Temoridae
Exons: 2
Coding region: 148-951 (267 amino acids)
Source: RefSeq, a predicted model, not a curated record